This is a messenger RNA of Pelodiscus sinensis (Chinese soft-shelled turtle), 2162 nucleotides long. The record is from RefSeq and is a predicted model, not a curated record. Lineage: Eukaryota; Metazoa; Chordata; Testudines; Trionychidae.
UGCCAAGGGGGCACACGCUGCAUUGAUCGGAAAUCCCCAUUGUCUCAGGCCUGCAUAUAUAGGCGCUCAAAGGCAGUCGUGUGCCUGACGCGAAGCCUCCACUCCCCUGCACUUGAGCGAAGACUGCUCCGCGUCCCCACGGGGUCAGAAGACAAGGGACCCCUUUGGCCCGGCUCUUGCACCAGGGCGUCUCCCUCCGCGCCAGCCUCAUCCCCGGGGGAUCCAGGUAAGCGCCCCCUUCGCCCAGAGCUUCCUUGCGCACUCGGAUCGAUAUCUGUGUUUUAAAGGGACCUGGGCGCCCCCGGCGCCCGCAGCUGCAGACCCAGGAGUCGCCGGGGACGCUGCCUGGUUGCCCAGAAUUAGACGCGGGCUCAGCCCCGCGGGUCCAUGUGAGCAGAUGCUGUGGGGCAGCGCGCCAGGCGCGGGAUGGAAACUGACGGGUCCCUGUGCGUUGGGUUUCCCUGCAGGAUGUCGCCCAAGACCGACUGCUCUCCCGGCGCCCCGGCGUCCAGCACAGGCGAGCGGUACUACGGCGCGCCUGCUGGUGAAGCCUCCCCUUCCUCCCUGGGCACGGGUAGCCUGUCUGCCUCGCCCAGCCCUCCCCGGAGCCGGCUGCAGGCAGGGGGCUGCCCUGCCGGAGCGGGACCCGGGAGGUUCCCCUCCCCGGACUCCAGGCAGUGCCCGCCGAAGAAGCAGAAGGCCAGACGGGGCCGCACGAAGGCCAAAAGCGAGGUGGUGCUGAGCAGGCAGAAGAGGAGCCGCAGGAUGAAAGCCAACGACCGGGAGCGGAACCGCAUGCACAACCUCAACUCCGCCCUGGACGCGCUGCGCAGCGUGCUGCCCACCUUCCCCGACGACGCCAAGCUCACCAAGAUCGAGACGCUGCGCUUCGCCCACAACUACAUCUGGGCGCUGACCGAGACCCUGCGCAUGGCAGACCACAGCCUGCUGGGCGUGGGGCAGCCGGAGCCGGGCAGGGAACCCUUCCGGCAGCCAGUGGAGCUGGCCAGUCCCGGCAGCCUCUCGCCCUGUGAGUGGGACUCGCUGUACUCUCCGGGCUCGCAGGCGGGCAGCCUGAGCCCCACUGACUCCCUGGAGGACGGGGGCGCUUACCAGGCUGCGGACACCCUGGCCUGUCUCCGACCCAGCCCUCACGCCUUCCCCGAGUUUGUCUGAGGCCACCGCUGUGUCCUGGGGACUCCCGCUCCCCCUUUUCUGCCCCUGGACUAGUUUGCAGCUGCAAACACAAAACGACGCACAGAUGGUCAAACCAUGGACACGCACCGCCCGCGGCCCCAGGAGGAGAAUGAUCUUUGGAGGGACUUUCUGAAAUCAGCUUUGCCUUAAAACAUACUGGGGGUCAAACCCCUGGCUGUGCACUUUCUAGGGCUCCUGCUAGAGCCGGAGCAGGUAGGGGGCGCUAGGAACGCGGCAGGUUUAGAGAGGGAUGCUUUUCUCUUUUUGUAAUCCGGGACCCUCUCCCUCCGGUAUGGGCGGUGGGGGUGUGUGUGAUCCAUGAGUCUCUGGCGGGUAAGUUUCAGACAAAGCUCUUUUUGAUGUGAGAUGGUCGCACGUCUUUAAAACAAAUCAAAUAUUCGUACUGGGAAAAGACUACUACUCAUGAAGGUAUCUGAAUCAGCUGAUUGUCUGCCUAUGGUACAGUAUAAAGAAAUCUACAGUUCAUUAGGUUUACAACAACAUGAAGGUCAAUGUCUCUGUUCUGAAGCAGUCAUUUGAAGAUGCAACUAACACUUGGGAAAUUCUGGAAACUGAUUGAACUGAGUGGAAAAUUAUAGUGGGAAGAGAAUGGUCAUCUUCUAGAAGUCUGAAAUGCAGAACUUCACACUGUUGAAUGCUUGUUAUAAUGCAAAGCCUCCUGUAUCCUUUUCUAUUCCACCAUCCCUACUCUGCUUUGCCGUCCUCUAAUUUCUUAUAAGUAGAAGUAGCCAUGAGCCAAUAUCCCAGAUAUAAGCAGCCCCAGACUUUGGGGAAGCUGAAUUCAAAUAUGGCUCAGAUAAAUCCCAUUUCAAUGGCAAGGACCAAAGAUGACAAUAGACUUUUACUGUCAAUGUAUCAUCUCACAAUAAGAUUUUAAAUAGAAAGAGCUCAUAUCCAUGGUAGUACAUACUCAUCACAAUAGAAAGCUGGGAUACAGGCAUAAA